Messenger RNA from Aspergillus eucalypticola CBS 122712, 853 nucleotides. RefSeq names its product superoxide dismutase SOD1 (gene sod1). Gene Ontology annotation, biological process: removal of superoxide radicals. Bases 1 to 558 code for a protein of 185 amino acids. The transcript is spliced from 4 exons. NCBI's taxonomy places the organism in Eukaryota, Fungi, Ascomycota, Eurotiomycetes, Eurotiales, Aspergillaceae. The record is from RefSeq and is a predicted model, not a curated record. Gene Ontology annotation, molecular function: copper ion binding; superoxide dismutase activity.
AUGAGAGAUGCCCAUAAUGUGCAGACUUCGAGCAUCUACAGUAUGAGAAUUGUCCUUACGUUGUCAGCAUGGGCAGAGGUUUAUGAAAAGACCGUUGUAGCUUCUUUCGCUGUUAUCCGUGGAGACUCCAAGGUCUCCGGCACUGUCACUUUCGAGCAGGCCAACGAGAACACACCCACCACCAUCUCCUGGAACAUCACUGGCCACGACGCCAACGCUGAGCGUGGCUUCCACGUCCACCAGUUCGGUGACAACACCAACGGCUGCACCUCCGCUGGCCCUCACUUCAACCCCUUCGGCAAGACCCACGGUGCUCCCGAGGACGACGAGCGUCACGUCGGUGACCUUGGCAACUUCAAGACCGAUGCCGAGGGUAACGCCGUUGGCUCUAAGCAGGACAAGCUGGUGAAGCUCAUCGGUGCCGAGAGCGUCCUGGGCCGGACCCUGGUCGUCCACGCUGGUACUGAUGACCUCGGCCGUGGUGGCACCGAGGAGUCCAAGAAGACCGGUAACGCUGGUCCUCGUCCCGCCUGCGGUGUCAUCGGCAUUGCCGCUUAAGUGCCUAAAUCAGUCUCCAAAGCUGUUCGACUAGGAUGUGAAGAGCUAGAACAGAAUGAAUAGUCUGCUAUUAUCUCGUCGACAACAGGAAUAAAAUGAAUGCACGAAUGACUUGAUGCCAACUGUUAUGAUAACCGGCAUUUUUGCCAGACUGUAUCGAAGCGCUGAUUAGCUCCGCUGUGGGUAGUACAGAAUGUAACCAUUUUACUGGAAGUAUUAGCUUUCUACUUUGACGUCCAAGUAGUACAUGUCAAGAUGCACAGUCUCAUCAUCGUCUCCUUUGUGGUUGUACUCG